Cuscuta campestris is the source of this 939-nucleotide messenger RNA. NCBI's taxonomy places the organism in Eukaryota, Viridiplantae, Streptophyta, Magnoliopsida, Solanales, Convolvulaceae. The record is from the annotation of a GenBank genome assembly.
GAAUAUUUUUCAAAAUAUUAGGAUUUAGUAUAAUUAAUUUCCGUUUUUCAAAAAAAAAACCUUGUGUCAUUCUCAUAAGUUAGUUUUUUUAUAUUUCGUAUUACAAAUAUAUAUAUAUAUAUAUAUAUAUAUAUAUAUAUAUAUAUAUAUAUAUAUAUAUAUGACCGACUCCGGCGGAGAAGACGGCGACGACGACACCGUGAACUUUUACCUAACGCUGUAAGAAUGGUUUCCGCGGCCACCUUGUUCCGGUACACGCUCAACAAAGGCGAGUAUGUGUUUUCUCUCUGCAAAAAGAACUACUUAGCAGGACAUAUCAACGAAGGUGAUGCCAUGGUUAAGAAUUUCUUUCUAGGAAGGUUAACAUUCUUGCAGCAUUUCAAUAAAGGGGAGGAAAUGUCACCAACGAUAGGACCUCAGGGUGGAACUCUUCUUGUUCGGAAGAUAGCUAUACCAAAUCCCAUGCAUGUUUUUGUAGGAGAUGUUGUAGUCCUUAAGGACCCUGUCAAGUCAGAUGAUUUUCUGGUUCGAAGAUUGACUGCAAUUCAAGGAUAUGAGAUGGUGUCAAACAAUGAAAAAGAUGAACCUUUUGUUCUUGAAGAAGAUCAGUGCUGGGUAGAAGCUGACAAUGGAAACAUAAAGCCCAAGGAUGCAUAUGACAGCCGUACUUUUGGGCCGGUAUCCAUGGCAAACAUUGUUGGUAGAGUUAUUUACUGUCUAAGAUCAGCCGUCGACCAUGGCCCCAUCAAUAACAGUAAAUUUGGCGCAACGAAGGAUUAUCCCGUGCUUGAAGUUGAGUUGGAUGUGGAGGAGAUGAUCAAGAAUCACAAAGAAUAGUAUUCAUAAAUCCUGUUUGGCUUUCUGCAAUAUAAUGGCUUUCAGUUUGGGAUAAGCUUGCUUUCAGAGGGCUGGCAUUGGAACUAACACUUUGAGAAUUUG